Molecule: messenger RNA, 2731 nt
Organism: Erythranthe guttata (spotted monkey flower)
Lineage: Eukaryota; Viridiplantae; Streptophyta; Magnoliopsida; Lamiales; Phrymaceae
Source: RefSeq, a predicted model, not a curated record
GACCAAGGUCAUUUUUGUCUUUUUUUCCUAAAAUCAAGAAAUAUUUAUUGAAAUUCUUAAUAUUUCUGUAAAGCUGAAAAACAAAUUCAAAUUAUUUAGGAAAAAAAGGAAGUUAAAAAUGUGAGUUACACAACCGUAAUUAAAUUACAAGACAAACAUCCAUCCAAAUUCAAAUUCAAAUUCCAAAUUUACAAUCAAGAGUUACUAGUAGUAAAUACUAAAUAGUUAUUACUAGUUUGACCAAAAAAAGAAAAAUACUGCAAAUGUUGCCAAAAUAAUGGACUUCAUACCAAAUAAUAAUUAAAAAGUUGUUUUAUUUUAUUUUAUUUCAACACGGAAAACCCAUCGAUAACCGAAACAUGAAAAUAUGACCAAAACACCCCUUGGACCAAAUCUCCCCUAUAAUUGCACUGUGCUUUCUUCGUGUGUGAAUCCAUCUAUGCUUCACUUACCCCAUUCCAAAAGACACGCAAAACACACACUUUUUGUGUGUGUCUAUAUCUCUGUGUGUGUGUAUAUGUGUGUGAGAGAGAGAGAGAGGAGGUCAAAGUUAUAAUAAUACAUAGUUUAUAAAAUGGACAACAACUUCAAGCAAGUAACCAAAAUAAAUAAAUAAUGAAAAUCCAUUCACAUAAUCCCAUAUAUAAUCCCCAACCUUUUCCAAGUAAAAUCUCUAAUACAUACAUACACAUACAUACAAAUAUACAUAUAUAUGUAUAUAUAGAUUGAGAGAUUUGAGAAGCAGGAAAAAAAAUAUAAUAGUUAGUUAAUGAUGAGUGAUAAUAUAGGGAUUGUGCAAAGGGCAAUUUCGAGCCUAGGCAAAGGCUUCGAUUUAACCUCCGAUUUCCGACUCACAUACUGCAAGGGAGAACACCGGCUCAUCGUACUAAACGAAACCCAGACCCGACGACUGUCGGUGCCGGGUUUCAAGAGUUCGGUACCGGGAAAAAUACCGAGCGGGUUGUUCAACUCGAUGUUCGGGUUGCAAAGCGGGUCGUGGGGGGUGGAUGCCGGAAAUACAAAGUAUUUGGGGCUGGAUGGAUAUUAUAUUAUUUUGUUUAACGUUCAUCUUCAUCGCUACCCCUUGAUUCUUGCUGAUCAAGUCAGGGACGCCGUUCCUUCCACGUGGGAUCCUUCUGCUCUUGCUAGAUUUAUAGAAAAAUAUGGAACUCACAUAAUUGUGGGGCUGAGCAUAGGUGGACAAGAUGUGGUGUUAGUGAAGCAAGACAAAUCUUCAGACAUGGAACCUUCACACCUCAAGAACCAUCUGGAUAACCUUGGCGAUCAGUUAUUUAACGGCACCUGCACUUUUUCUCCACGCCCAUUCAAAACUAAACAAAAGGCACCGCAAGCCUUCAACGUGUUUGAUCCUCAGACAAAUGUACUCAGCAACUACCCUUCCAUUACUGCAAAAGAUGGUAUUAGUGUAAUAUGUUCAAAGAGAGGUGGAGAUUCAUCAGUGAGUACACAUUGUGAAUGGCUGCCAACAGUUCCAUUAAGACCAGAUGCUAUACAUUUCAACUUCAUUCCAAUUACUUCACUACUCAGGGGUAUUCCUGGCAAAGGAUUUUUAUCACAUGCCAUCAAUCUCUACCUCAGAUACAAACCUCCAAUUGCUGAUUUACAGUACUUUCUGGAUUUUCAAGCCCACAAGAUGUGGGCCCCAAUUCACAAUGACCUCCCAUUGGGGCCCACCAGAAAUAAGGCCCUUUAUACACCAGCAUUGCAUUUCAAUCUCAUGGCCUCUAAACUAUAUGUAAAUACUACUCAGGUUACGUCGGGAAACACUCCGGUGACCGGAAUGCGGUUGUAUCUCGAGGGCAUGAAAUGCAAUAGAUUAGGCAUACACCUCCAGCAUUUCAUAAACCCACCGGUUCUCCUCGAAGACAAGCUAAAACAAGACCCCGGCCAGCCACCGAUGUGGCGGGGAUCGGAAGACACCCCCGACAACCACCGCUACUUCGAACCCAUCCAAUGGAAACAAUACUCCCACGUAUGCACCGCCCCCGUAAAAUACGACCCCAACUGGGCCCCGCCCAAUCCAGAGCCGGGCCCCGCCUUCAUAGUCACCGGAGCCCAACUCCACGUCGUCAAAAACCCCGAUUCCAAGAAAAACGUGCUCCAUCUCAGGCUAUCGUAUUCAAGGGUCUCGAACACCUACAUUGUGCAGUCUAAUUGGAUGCAGUGUGCCUCCGAAACCCAUUCGAUGAAGUCGGGGUUUUUCUCUUCGAUCACCACGUCACUUGCCGGAGGGUAUUAUGGGGAAAAGGAAAAAGUUGUGGGGCCCGUGAUUAUGGAUUCCGGGAUUUAUCCAAGGGGCCCGCCAGUGCGGUCCCAGGGGAUGAAGAUGUUGAAGUUUGUGGAAACGGCGGAGUUGUGUCGGGGCCCGUCGGAUAGUCCGGGGCAUUGGGUGGUGACCGGAGCUAAAUUGGAUAUCGAGAAGGGGAAGAUAUGCCUUCGGGUGAAGUUUUCGUUGUUGAAUCUGUUAUCUUCUUAGAUUGGCGCUUUUUUUUUUAAUUAUCCAACUUAAAUUGAGUUGAUUUAUUAUUUUUUCAUGUGAUUGGUUCGAAGGAUAAAUAGAGUGAUAGGUCAGAAGAAAAUAAUACAGUUCCAGUCGUCAGGUAAAUAUUAUUUGGGUAAUGAGUUAAAUAUGAUGCAUAGAGAAAAUGUUUACAUGUAAAAAGGAAACGGAGAAAAUUAAAUAUUAUUGAUUCUUUAUUCUUAUUUAUUA